This is a messenger RNA of Funneliformis geosporum, 469 nucleotides long. The record is from the annotation of a GenBank genome assembly. NCBI's taxonomy places the organism in Eukaryota, Fungi, Glomeromycota, Glomeromycetes, Glomerales, Glomeraceae.
AUGAGUGAUAAAGUUUUAUGUAGAAUUACACGAUCAUGUCGUAAAAUAGAAUAUCUAAAUAUUUCUUUCUGCCAGGGCAUUACUGGUAGAUCUUUAAUCGAAAUUGCAGCAGUUGCCAAGCUUUACAAGAUAGAGAAACGUCUUAGUAUAGAGUUUCUUGAUUUUGGUAGCUGUGUUUACGUUGCCGAGACAUCAAUUUGCAAUGCCAUUCAUUCCUGUCCAAAUCUCCAACAUCACAACCUUAGUUUUUGUAGAAUUACUGAUGUAACUAUCAAAGAAAUUUCUCAUUCGUGUCUUAAUUUAAAAUAUCUUAAUCUGGAGGGAUGUGCUAAUAUUACCAAAGAAGCCAUAGAUCAGCUCGUUUCACUUAAUCCAAAUAUCCAUGUCGAGAAUUUCAUGAAUUCUAUGGAUAUGCGAGCUGAAUUAGAUCAAGAGAUAAGAGGGCUAUAUAACACUUGGCAUAGUGUUG